AUGAGCCCGUCGAAGCAAGAAAUCCUCCACGCCUACCGCCAUCUCUACCAGCACGCCCUCCGCGCCGUGCAAUACUCCACACCAGCCCGCUACAAUGUACGAAACCAUCUCCGCGCCGCCUUCCGCUCCUCCCCCAUCGAAUCCUUCGACUCCAAGAAGAUCGCAACGACCCUGCAAUUCCUCCAUGGCGCGGCGAAAUACAAAGGUCUCGAGCACAAGAUCGUCAAGGGCUUGAUGCACGUCUGGUGGGAUCGCCACCGUCCGUCUAUCAAACCGCAGUAUGUCCCGCCAUCAAAACGUUGCCCCCCCCCUCCUCCCCUUGACUUUCCACGGACCCGGGACAAAGCUGAUGAUGAUUUUUUGAAGCCCGGGCAAAAGUAUUAGACUUCCCACCGAGGCUCUACGACGCAGUGCGUAUGCCAAUUUUGAUCGGACGCUGGAGAAAUUGAACGAGACGAUGGGGAUGUGCAUCAAGUGA
Messenger RNA from Lecanosticta acicola, 478 nucleotides. Lineage: Eukaryota; Fungi; Ascomycota; Dothideomycetes; Mycosphaerellales; Mycosphaerellaceae. The record is from the annotation of a GenBank genome assembly.